UGUCUCUCUCUCUCUCUCUCUCUCUUGAAAAACCCAAAAUCCUUGUUUGUGUUUUGGACACUCACUUCUCACAGUGGGGAGGACCCAAAGCAAUAGUCACUCACCAUUUUCAAGUUUCUUCUCUACUCAAUUCCCCUUGUUCAUGCAAAACCCAUUUCUCUCCCUCUGAUUUCAGAGAGUAUCGAAAGAAAGGUUGAGAGAAAUGGAGGAAGCGUCUUGUUCACCGGUUUUAGAUGGGGAGUUAGUUGGAAUUAAAUUUGGUUUGGCAACUCAUCAUGAAAUUUGUACAGCAUCGAUGAUGGGAUGCUCCAUUAGCCAUGCCAGUCAGCUUUCCAACCCAUUUCUUGGCCUUCCUCUCGAGUUUGGGAAGUGUGAAUCUUGUGGCACUUCCGAACCUGGAAAGUGCGAAGGGCAUUUUGGAUAUAUCGACUUACCAUUACCGAUAUAUCAUCCUAACCACGUCAGUGAGCUGAAGCGCUUGCUGAGUUUUUUGUGCCUGAAGUGCUUAAAAAUGAAAAAGAACAAGGUCCCAAGCAAGAGUGUUGGUUUGGCUGAAAGAUUGUUAUCUGUAUGUUGUGAGGAUGCUUCACAAGUUUCUAUCGCAGAGAUUAAACCUACAGAUGGGGCUUGCUCCUUGCAAUUGAAACUACCUUCUAAUAAAAAACCACCGCCUGGUUUUUGGAAUUUCCUAGAAAGAUAUGGUUUUCGUUAUGGUGAUGGCGUGAAACGCACUUUGCUUCCUAGAGAGGUGAUGCAGAUUCUUAAAAGAAUCCCUGAAGAUACCAGAAGAAAACUGGCUGCUAAAGGCUAUAAUCCUCAAGACGGAUACAUCUUGAAUCAUAUACCUGUCCCUCCUAAUUGCUUGUCUGUGCCUGAAAUAUCUGAUGGUGUUACUGUUAUGUCUGCGGAUCCUUCAAUAUCAAUGCUCAAAAAAGUUCUAAGGCAAGUUGAAAUGAUCACUAGUUCAAGGUCUGGUACAGCAAAUUUUGAAUCUGAAAUUGUUGAGGCGAAUGAGUUACAAGCAAUUGUUGAUCAGUAUCUUCAAGUUAGGGGUACUGGAAAGGCAUCCCGAGAUAUUGAUGCAAGAUUUGGAGUGACCAAGGAGCUCAACGAUUCUUCAACAAAAGCAUGGCUUGAAAAGAUGAGGACAUUGUUCAUCAGAAAGGGUUCAGGCUUCUCUUCCCGCACAGUAAUUACUGGGGAUGCAUAUAGAAGGGUGAAUGAAGUUGGUAUCCCAUAUGAAAUUGCUCAAAGAAUAACAUUCGAGGAGAAGGUCAAUGUACAUAAUAUUAGGCGUCUGCAAGAGCUGGUAGAUAGCAAGUUAUGCCUAACCUACAGCGAUGGUUCAUCAACUUACUCUUUAAGGGAAGGUUCAAAGGGGCACACAUUUCUGAGGCCUGGUCAAGUGGUGCAUAGGAGGAUAAUGGAUGGGGAUCUUGUUUUCGUAAAUAGGCCUCCAACUACCCAUAAACAUUCGCUUCAAGCACUUCAAGUUUACGUCCAUGAUGACCAUGUGGUCAAGAUUAAUCCUCUAAUAUGUGGACCACUAAGUGCUGACUUUGAUGGAGACUGCAUUCAUUUGUUCUAUCCCCAGUCACUUGCUGCAAAGGCAGAAGUUAUGGAGCUUUUUUCAGUGGAGAAACAGCUGCUUAGUUCUCACAGUGGCAAGCCCAAUUUGCAACUAGCCACCGAUUCACUUUUGUCAUUAAAAAUGAUGUUUAAGAAAUAUUUUUUCGACAAAGCAGCAGCGCAGCAAUUGGCCAUGUUUGUUUCAUCUUCAUUGCCACAACCAGCUUUAUUGAAAGCUAAUUCUGCAGUUCCAUAUUGGACUGCUUUGCAGAUAUUGCAGACUGCAUUGCCUGCUCAUUUUGAGUGCUCUGGAGACAGGCACUUGGUCAGUGCUAGUGAGGUCCUCAAACUUGAUUGUAAUACAAGUCUUAUACCAGCUCUUAUCAAUGACAUUGGUACCUCUAUUUUCUUCGAGAAAAGUGCUGAAGAUGUUCUCAAUUUCUUUAAUUCUAUGCAGCCAUUGCUGAUGGAGAAUUUAUUUUCAGAAGGGUUCAGUGUAGGUUUGGAGGAUUUUGCCAUGUCUAGGGAGUCCAUUCAGGAGAUUAGAAAGGGACUUAAAAUCAUUUCUCCUUUGCUGUAUCAUAUGAGGACAACAUAUAAUGAGCUUGUUGAGUUGCAACUGGAGAAUCACAUUCGAACGGUGAAACAACCAGUUUCGAAUUUUAUAUCAAAUUCAUCAGCAUUGGGUGAUUUAAUUGACUCUAAGAGUGAUUCAGCCAUGAACAAAGUAACUCAACAAGUUGGGUUCCUUGGCCGGCAACUUUAUGACCAGGGGAAACUCUACUCAAAAACAUUGGUUGAGGAUGUGAGCUCUCUGUAUCAGAGCAAGUAUCCAUCUGACAGCGUGGAUUAUCCCUCUGCAGAAUUCGGAUUAGUUCAUAGUGGUUUUGUUCACGGGUUGGAUCCUGUUGAGGGAAUGAUUCAUUCCAUUGCUACAAGGGAAGUAAUUGUUCGGUCCUCAAGAGGGUUGUCUGAACCUGGGACUCUAUUCAAAAAUCUAAUGGCUACUCUCCGAGAUGUUGUCAUUUGCUAUGAUGGCACAGUGAGGAAUGUGUGCAGUAAUUCUAUAAUUCAGUUCGAGUAUGGAGUAAAGAGCGGAUCUAGUCCACAAAAUUUGUUCCCUGCCGGUGAACCUGUGGGUGUGUUAGCUGCAACAGCAAUGUCAAAUCCAGCAUACAAGGCAGUUCUUGAUUCUACCCCAAGCAGCAACUCUUCAUGGGAUCUGAUGAAGGAAAUACUGCUCUGCAAAGUCAGUUUCAAGAACGAGCUCAUUGAUCGCCGUGUAAUCUUGUAUCUGAAUGACUGUGGUUGCGGAAGAAACUACUGCAGAGAACAUGCGGCAUAUUUGGUCAAGAAUCAGUUGAAAAAAGUCAGCCUUAAAGAUACUGCAGUAGAGUUUAUGAUUGAAUAUCAAAAUCAGCGAGCUGCGGGAAGCAUGGAAAUUGACUCUGGCCUUGUUGGUCAUGUUCAUUUGAAUGAGAUGCUGUUACGGGAGUUAAAUCUGGGAAUGUAUGAGAUCCUUCAAAAAUGUGAAGAAACUAUCAAUUCAUUUCGGAGAAAGAAGGUUGGGAAGAAGAUGAACAUCGGUGACAUUUUUAAAAGGACAGUUUUAUCGUACAGUGAAUGUUGUUCUUUUCAUCAAUCCUCUGCUGACAAUGGAUCUGGAUCUCCUUGCUUGAUGUUCUUCUACCAAGAUUUUAAUAAUUCAGAGUUGGAGGCCAUUUCACAAAUCUUGGCUGACUUUAUUUGCCCAGUUCUUCUAAAAACAGUAAUUAAAGGUGAUCCUCGAAUUUCGUCGGCGAACAUAAUUUGGAUAAACUCAGAAUCAACAACUUGGAUAAGAAGCCCAAACAAAUCUCUGAAGGGUGAAUUGGCUUUGGAUGUUGUUCUGGAGAAGUCGGUUGUUAAACAAAGUGGUGAUGCAUGGAGAAUAGCCCUUGAUUGUUGCCUUCCAGUGCUUCAUGUGAUUGACACCAGGCGUUCCAUUCCAUAUGCCAUCAAACAAGUGCAGGAAUUGUUGGGGGUUUCUUGUGCUUUUGAUCAAGCAGUUCAGCGCCUCGCGACAGCUGUUGCAAUGGUGGCAAAAGGUGUUCUCAAAGAGCAUCUUAUUCUCUUGGCAAACAGUAUGACAUGCGCUGGAAAUUUCGUUGGCUUCAAUCCUGGUGGUUAUAAAGCACUAUCUCGCGCACUGAAUAUACAAGUACCCUUUACAGAAGCAACAUUGUUUACACCAAAAAAGUGUUUUGAGAGAGCAGCUGAAAAGUGUCAUAUGGAUUCUUUGUCGAGCAUAGUUGCAUCAUGUUCCUGGGGUAAACAUGUAGCUGUUGGUACUGGCUCCAGAUUUGAAAUCCUCUGGGACACAAGAGAGGGAGGUUUGAACGAAGAGGGUGGGAUAGAUGUUUUCAACUUUCUACAUAUGGUGAAUGCUGCAAAUGGAGAAGAAUCAACUACUGCAGCUUUGGGAGCAGAAAUUGAUGAUCUUGUGCCGGAAUAUGAAAAUGGAGAUGUGUCCUUGUCACCAGAACAUAACUGUACUUCUGAUAAGCCAGUGUUUGAAGAUAUUGUUGAAUUCCCGGAUAGUUUCGAAAAUGUUCCUGGAAAAUCAAGCCGGGAUUCAUCUCUCAACACUGCUUCUUCUGGUGGAAAAGACUGGGGGGCAGUUAAAGUAGGAAGACAAGAUAGCAUUUCAGCAGAAACCCAAGUGGAUAGCACAUCUGCAUGGGGGGCCAAGGUUAGUACAGAAGAUGCCCCAUCUGCAUGGGGAACAGCCAAGACUGCUACUAAAGAAGAUGCCCCAUCUGCAUGGGGGACCAAGACUAGUACAGAAGAUGCCCCAUCUGCAUGGGGAACAGCCAAGACUGCUACAUCUCCAUGGGAGACCAACACUGGUAGAGAAGAUUCCACAUCGGGCUGGGGGACAAGUACUGCCAGAGAAGAUGCCACGACGGCAUGGGGAAAAAGCAAUGAAAAGAAACAUGUUGAGGAUUCCAAGGCUAGAGAAGAUGCCACAUCUUGCUGGGGGACAGAAAAUCCACAAUCUACAUGGAGGACUAGUACAGAAAGCGAGAAUGGUUGGUCUGGUGGUGGGGUGAGUAAAGCUGAAUCAACAGAUGUCCAGUCCAAGAAAGCGCAAGAAGAUUCUACAUCCAAUGGUUGGAAUGCCUUUUCUGGUGGGCCAACAAAACCCCAAAAGGAGAAUGCUGGGUCUGGAUGGGGCAUGAAAGGUUUUGAGAAGAAAGAUGGUAAUGAGUUGGAACAAGAUAAGUCUACUGCCCGUCAUUCUUGGGGGCAGCAAAAGCCCGCUGGUACUUCUCAGGGUCCUUGGGCACAGCAAAAGUCCCCUGAGAUUUCUAAAGAUGCUUGGGGGCAGCAAAAUGCCGCUACUUCAGAAGGUGCUUGGGGUCAAGAAAAGCCUGCCGAUACUUCUCAGGGCAGUUGGGGACGGCAAAAGUCUCCUGAGAUUUCUAAAGGCGCUUGGCAGGAGCAAAAGCCUGCUGAUGCUAAUUCUCAUAGCACUUGGGGACGGCAAAAGUCUCCUGAUAUUUCUGAAGGCGCAUGGGGGCAGCAAAAGCCUGAUACAACUUCUCAAGGCUCUUGGGGACAGCAAAAGUCUCCUGAGAUGUCUCAGGGCACUUGGGGAAGGCAAAAGUCUCCUGAUAUUUCUCAAGGCACUUGGGGAAGGCAAAAGUCUCCUGAUAUUUCUCAAGGCGCAUGGGGGCAACAAAAGCCUUCUGAUACUUCUCAACCUGCAACUGUGAAUCAAUGGGAUUCUCCAAGUGCAGGAGAUGGAAGUGCUGGUGAAAGACAGCAACAAUGGGGUCAUAAUGGAGAUGCAAACAAGAAAAGACGUUUUGAAGGUGGCAGGAGUUGGGGUCCAAAUGCUGGGGAGUGGAAGAGUAAGAAUAGUCGCCCUGCUAAUGCUGAUUCUAGUGUGGCUGCACUAUAUACCGCAACGAGACAAAGAUUGGAUAUUUUCACUUCUGAGGAGCAACAUGUUCUUUCCCAUAUUGAGCCGAUUAUGCUGUCUAUUAGAAGAAUAAUGCAUCAAUCUGGCUACAAUGAUGGAGAUCGGUUGUCAGAUGAGGAUCAAUCAUACAUACUUGAAAAUGUGUUCACACACCACCCAGAUAAAGAUGUUAAGAUGGGUUCUGGAAUUGACUAUUUUACAGUUGAUAGGCAUGGAAGUUUUCAAGAAAGCCGAUGCCUUUUCGUCAUAUCAACUGAUGGUCGCAAGGAGGACUUUUCCUACAGAAAAUGCCUGCAAAAUAUGAUAAAGGGAAAGCAUCCUGAGCUAGCUGAAGCAUUCAAUGACAAGUACUUCAGCAAACCUCGGCGGAAUCCCAUGUUCGGUCAGACCCCUCCAGAGAGAACUGGGAAUGAGGAGACACAGUAGGCCAUUGUCUCCUUGGUGGGCAUGCCUUUUUUGAGAUUUUCUCUGGUGUAAUUAGGUUCAAACAGUGAUCUACCUUUUUGAUUUGUAAAUAUUAGGCAGUUGGUAUCAGCUCCCGACAGAAUCAGUUCCAUUGUCUCUAUCAGAGCAUUUUUGUUGUCGGUAGCUAGUAUCCCCAUGUAGCUGAACCCUGAAUAUGGAGAAGCAAGAUUCUCAUUUAUAAAAAGAGAUGAAGUCUGAUUGCUCAUAUUGUCCAA
Messenger RNA from Rosa rugosa (rugosa rose), 6216 nucleotides. RefSeq names its product DNA-directed RNA polymerase V subunit 1. The transcript is spliced from 19 exons. Lineage: Eukaryota; Viridiplantae; Streptophyta; Magnoliopsida; Rosales; Rosaceae. The record is from RefSeq and is a predicted model, not a curated record. Gene Ontology annotation, molecular function: DNA binding. The coding region runs from base 203 to 5962 and encodes 1919 amino acids. Gene Ontology annotation, cellular component: RNA polymerase II, core complex. Gene Ontology annotation, biological process: DNA-templated transcription.